This is a messenger RNA of Pimephales promelas (fathead minnow), 7699 nucleotides long. It is a transcript of the gene pik3r3b, whose product is annotated as phosphoinositide-3-kinase, regulatory subunit 3b (gamma). Gene Ontology annotation, cellular component: phosphatidylinositol 3-kinase complex. NCBI's taxonomy places the organism in Eukaryota, Metazoa, Chordata, Actinopteri, Cypriniformes, Leuciscidae. The record is from RefSeq and is a predicted model, not a curated record. Gene Ontology annotation, molecular function: protein binding; 1-phosphatidylinositol-3-kinase regulator activity. Gene Ontology annotation, biological process: insulin receptor signaling pathway; phosphatidylinositol phosphate biosynthetic process.
UUUUAAACGCAUGUUUUAACUAAACAGACAAUACAUCCUAGCUCGUUUCUCUUGUGUUGGACUACGUGCAUCCUGCAUUUUGGGCAGUUUGGGGAAGUGCGGCAGUAGGUAUAAAAGUCUUUAACAAGAAGACGACCGAGGCUCUUGCUCACUCAAUUGAUAAAUAGACUGGCAAUGACUAUGUUAAUAUCUUUCUGACCACACCUGCUAAUGGACUGAGAGGUUACUUCAAUAAAUGUUUCAUUUCUAUAUGUGGACUAGUGCCAAUGCUGCAGAAAAGCCCAACGUCCCGAUUCCAGGUCACUGUGCCCCCCAAAUUUGUGCUAUCACUGUCCUGCACCAUCACCCGCUUGUUCAUCUCUCACUUCAUGGGGCUGUUUUUGCUUUCUCUGACCCUGUUUUAUAUCUUGCCACAGACUGCUAGAAUUCGUUUCAAAUAAAUCUGUGCUUUUUAUUUAUGGACCAAAUCUAGAACUGCGCAAUAACGGCCUCUGCCCAACAUAUGGUGCUGUUGGGAGUUUUAACCCUUACAAGAAACUACAUGUCACUGAGCUCUCAGGAUUUAACACAAGGACUUUCCAAGUGAGUUUGCUCUCAGGAUUUAAACCAAGAAUUUACAUCCAGGUCAGUUUUAUACAAGCAUCAAACACCCGAAAACCAUCUGUGCUCAUGUAAAUAACAGAUCAUGAGCUCAGACAGCUUCCAGUACCGUGCACUGUUCGAGUACAAACAGGAGAGGGGUGACGAUAUCUCUCUGCAGCCUGGCGAUCUCCUUACGGUCAGUAAGAUGGCACUGCUGACGUCCGACCUCCAGGAGGGGGACGAGAAGUGCCCAAAGGGCUGGCUGCAUGGCACCAAUGAACGCACUAAGGAGAAAGGCAACUUCCCUGGCACCUUUGUGGAGUAUGUUGGGGUCGUGAGGACGAGCCUUACUUCAGGAAAGCCCUGGCUGAGACCUGUACCGCCAACACCUGUAGGGCUCCUGCCCCCAGGGGCCUCUGCUUCAGAGGGCCCCUGUGGAAAGGGAGAUGUUGUAGAGCAGUGCGCUCUGCCUGACCAGACCCCAGCUGUGGUGCUCAGGCUGACGGAGGCUCUAGAGAGACUGGACUGGGAGAAUGAGCCACUUUACCGGUCUGGCCAGACCUCCAUUGGACCACCAGAGUUACUUCAGGCUUUGGAAACAGACCCAGCAGAAGUGGAGUUUGAGCAAUAUGAACUGUCCAUUUUGGCUGGUACUCUUAGGAGUUACAUUCAGGAAUUACCCUGCCCACUCAUCCCAGCUGUAGUGUACAGUGAGCUGGUCUACACUGCUCAGGAGACCCAAAGCAUAGAGGAGUGUGGACAGCAGCUGAAAAGAAUCCUUGACUCCCCCAGUGUGCCUCAGGCUAACCACCAGCUCCUGGUUCAUCUGACCCGACACCUAAGCAAGGUGGCUGAAAGUCGGGGAGCAGCUCAGGCAAGCCCCAGGCUUCUGGCUCUGGCCUACAGCGAGGUCAUCUUCAAAAACAACCACUUCAGUGCGGAUGUAAACCCAGAACACCAUGUGAAGAUUCUUGAGGCACUUAUCACGGUUGGAGGCCUAGUGGAGAUACAAGCUGCUCCAGCACUUCCUCCCAAGCCUACAAAACCCAUGACACCCGUAAACGGCAACGGUGUGAAAGAAGCCGCCAGCGGCUCAUUGCACGAAGCAGAAUGGUACUGGGGAGACAUAUCAAGGGAAGAGGUGAAUGACAAACUGAGAGACAUGCCCGAUGGUACUUUCUUAGUACGGGAUGCUUCGACCAAGAUGCAGGGAGAUUACACGCUAACACUAAGGAAAGGUGGAAACAAUAAGCUAAUAAAGAUCUACCACCGAGACGAGUACGGUUUUUCUGACCCGCUCACAUUCGGUUCAGUGGUGGAGCUCAUCAGUCACUACAGGCAUGAGUCACUGGCCCAGUACAACACCAAACUGGACGUUAAGCUCAUGUAUCCGGUCUCCCGCUUCCAGCAGGAUCAGCUGGUAAAAGAGGACAACAUUGAUGCAGUGGGGAGGAAACUCCAGGAAUAUCACAAUCAAUAUCAAGAGAAAAGUAAAGAAUAUGACAGACUCUAUGAGGAGCACACAAAAACCUCACAGGAGAUCCAGAUGAAACGUACUGCAAUAGAGGCCUUCAAUGAGACCAUUAAAAUUUUUGAAGAACAGUGUCACACACAGGAACGCUACAGUAAAGAAUACAUUGAGAGAUUUCGCAGAGAGGGCAACGACAAAGAGAUUGAGAGGAUCAUGAUGAACUACGAGAAGCUCAAAUCACGUUUGGGUGAGAUUCACGACAGUAAGACCAGGCUUGAACAGGACCUGAAAACGCAAGCUAUGGACAACAGGGAGACGGACAAGAAAAUGAACAGCUUAAAACCAGAUCUUAUUCAGCUCAGAAAGAUAAGAGAUCAGUACCUUGUUUGGCUCAAUCAUAAAGGUGUUCGACAGAAACGAAUAAACGAUUGGCUGGGGAUCAAAAACGAGAACACUGAUGACACCUAUUUUGUAAGCGAGGAGGAUGAGAAUCUGCCACAUUACGAUGAGAAGAGCUGGUUUGUUGGUGACCUGAACCGAACGCAGGCGGAAGACUUGCUACUCGGCAAACCUGAUGGAGCCUUCCUCAUCCGCGAGAGCAGCAAGAAGGGCUGUUACGCCUGCUCUGUUGUUGUGGAAGGCGAGGUGAAGCACUGCGUCAUCUACAGCACACCCCGCGGAUAUGGUUUCGCAGAGCCCUACAACUUGUACAGCACUCUAAAAGACUUGGUUCUGCACUACCACCAGACCUCACUGGUCCAGCACAACGACUCGCUCAAUGUGCGGCUGGCGUACCCAGUGUAUGCACAGAUGUCCUCAGGCCCCCGGAGAUGAAGACUUGCCCCCCGCCCAAAAAAAACAACAACUCUAGACUCAUGGGAGGGUGUUCUGAACAAAAAAAAAACAUAAUAACAAAAAAGAGAGAAACACUUGCUGCAACACACACGUCAGCCACCUUGGAGUUAUAUAUUUUUACAAGAACAAUUUGGAGGGCAUUCUUUCUAAAGACUGCUUGAUUUGCACAAGGAAGUUUUAAAUGUUUGUGAAUGUGAAAAAAAAACAGAAGGAAGCAGAGGAGGCGAGUUUCAGGUGACCUGCGCUGCUACCUAAACUCCAGCUGGGACUUUUUUACAUGCUCCAUUUUAGCUUAAGCUUCUUUUAUUUUUCUUCCUGCCUUUAUUUUCUCACAUCCUUCCAUUUUUCAUUCAGUGUUUUUUUUUUUUUUUGGUCUUUUUUUGUCUCCUUCUGUAUUAUAUUUGGUUUGCAUACUAAACUAAAUAAGGCAGGAAAAAUAUUUAGUUUGUUUAAAUUUCUUCAUUUCUCUCUCUUUCGCUCUACGUUUAAAAAAGGCAAAAACUAUGUAGCAAACAGACGACUGACACUUUCCAGAGUGUCCUCACAGUGACUGCUGCUGAAUGAGGGAUUGUGGGAUGGUUUGGGAGGGCACAAGUGAAAAUGUGUUGUAGUCUUAAAAAGAAAAGCUUGUUUUAAACUAACCUUUGAGGUGAUUAUUUUUUGUCCUCGCUUUCUGUUUGACUGGAUUAGGUUGUCCUUUCUAAGCAGUUAAGAUUGUUACAGUUCAGUACAGAGACCAAUGUUGGCAUGGGGAGGACUUUUUUUUUUUUUUUUAAUUUUGGCUUAUAUUAAUCAAGUGGAAAGAUGCGCAACACAAAUUUUUUUACAAACCAAAAUCGCAUGCAUAGACACAUUCGACAUAAAGCACUUAUAUAGAAAUAUGACCGCUGCACGUGUGUACACCAAAUUUGAAAUAAAAAUUAUUAAUGUGUGGUUUUUAACUAAUGUGGCAUCUUAAUGCUUAAUGUCUGGUCUAGAGCAAUUGGAUUUGUGUAACUGUCAGACAUAUGUGCAAGAAAAUGUUCUUUAGUAAGCGGGAGCAGCGUUAUAUCAGAUGUGCUUUUGUACGUAACUUGGAAAAAAAGUGCAAUCCAGCUUUUGAUGGUAGAGAUGUGGUCUGUCAGAGAGAUACACAAACUGCUCUCAGUUGCAUCAAAGGCGAUAAUCACUUGAACCUUUUGAAGAAUUUCCUUUGAGAAAAAAAAAAUUCCCCUUUAUUGCCUAGUGCUUCUUUUUUUUUUUUUUUUUUAGCAGGUUGACUCGUUCUGUAUCAGAAAAGAGAAAGUACACUUUUCAUUGUUUGGCUGCCUGUUGGUUUUAAUGUCGCACAAUAAAACCUUUAUGAAAAUAUAUUCACAGUUAAAUGCACAAUAUUCACUGUCGGUACGUCAGUUAUGUCAAUUCCAUUUACUUUUUGGUCUUCUGGCAUGCAUAUGUCCAGUUGAGAAUUUCAGUUCACAUUUUCUUUUGCUCUCAUAGUUUCCCCACAUUUUACAGUUUGGUCAUAUGUUGCAAGCAGACUGUUACAGUUUUACAGGCCAUUGACCAGCACAGACCCAACUCACCUCUCAAUAAAAAUGAAGCGAAACUGAAUAAAUCUGAAUGACAUUAUUUGUCAAAACACUCAUGGCUUUUCAUAACUAUUUUAUGUUUUGACGCAUUGCAGCGAAUUUGUGCAAUCUCCUUUGUACGUUUUCGUAUAUUUGCUUGAGGCCAAUUUGAUGGUUGGUUUCUUUUUCUACAUGAAUGUUACAAAUUCACAUGAAAUCGCCAAAGCAAGAAAUGGUUAUAUUUUAUCAUGAGACCAGGUUGUUAUUUGUUUCUGAAGUGUUCACUGUGUUAUUUGAGAAGGAAAACUUGGUUAGUGGGUGAAUUUUAUGGUGAUUGGCCCAAAUAGAAAGAGCAUUCUGUCAGAUCAGCUGUUGAGAUGAACAUACAACCUAAUGAAAACCACAUGCAGACAGGGCAACGGAUGGAGGUUUUUUUCCCAUCCGCUAUUUAUUUAGUUGCCCUUCCUUUUGCUUUUGCAAGUGAAGGGUUGAUUUGGGAUUAUUGACAGGACUCUGUGUUCUAGUCUUGUCUACUGAACCAUCGCUGUGGCACGACCUGAAUCAGCUGCUUGAUUUUGGUUUGGCUGUUUCCAAAUACGUCUUUGGUGUUGCCAUCAUUUCUAUGGACAGUUUUGGGUUUCUGUGUUCUAUAGCAUAGGUCCAGCUUUAUUUUCUUCAUUUUAUUCUAUCCCCUAAAUGUUUCUGAGGGUCAAAUUUAUGUUUUUGUUGUUGUUUGUUUAUUUGUUUGUUUGUUUGAAGCUGGGGCCUUGAGCGGGUCCCUGUUUAUUACUUGAACUCUUGCAUCACUCACCAUUGAAUGUCUUUAAUACAUAGAUACAUUUAUUAAAACACAGGAAAUCCCUAUUAUGGCAUGAAUGGAUUGAGUAUAAAACGUGUGAACAUUUACUCUUUAAGACUGGAACUCAUCUUGUGUGUUUUGUUGAAAGUAAAGGGGUUUAUUUAUGGUCACAGAGCUCAAAUAUGAUUAUUGGAGUCCAAUAUAGCACACAUCAUAUUUGAAAGUAUUAGAGUUAUUUACUAGGCUGGUCACAAGCUUAUUUUAUGUUAGAAAAUUCACGCCAUGUUCAUACCUGACAUUGUUUGAAGAACUGUUUGGAAAAAGAAAAAUGUUUUGAUCACCUUUUUUGCUAUUUUUAUUUUUUCCCAGGCAUUGAGACCAAAGAUUUAAGUUUGAUUUGUUUUAUUUUCUUGCGUUGUACUAGUUUUGAAGAGAUGCAUAAUCUUUUUUCUUGUAUUUCAAUUGCCUUGCUUCCAUGAAAACUUAAUUUUGUGUCUUAGGUUUUGGUUUGCUAUCGCUAGCCCUCGCUUGUCUGCUAAUAACAAUGUUUGUAUUACUGUCCAUGUAUUUAAGGGUUCACUGUGGAUUGGCUGGGGUGAAUUUUUUGCCAUUUUAAAACUGAUGACAAUUUGUUUACUGAAAUUUCUCAAAGUGAACAGACUGGCCUAAAGCAAUUUUUUUUUUUCACUCACUAUUUGUAAAAGGUAUACUUUUUUUGUGUGUGUGUGCCAUCAUAGUUUUUCCUUGUCAUGUAAACCACCUUUAAAGUCACCAAAAUCAAGUGUUUCUAUGCCUCUUUUAUUUUAGUCUCGCAUUCACAGACUCCAGCCAUUUCUUUUUCUUUCUGUUUUGUAAAAUUCAUAUAAAGAAAACAGACAACCCUAUACCAUAGAAAUGUUUUGUUUGUUUUUUUUAAGAGAAAAAAAAGUGAUUUUCAUUGUCUUCAGGGCAAAAAAAAAGAAUGGGGUUUGUUGGCUUUUUUGUUCCUAUACUAUAAAAAGCAAGAAUUCUUCGGGUUUUCGUUUUCCUUUCGGAAGAUUUCAGGGACACAAAGCAUUGCAUUGGGAAAUCGUAUGAGAGACACAUUUACUAGAGUGCUUUUUUUGUAUUGAAGUGGGAAUGAGGGAAGCUCACACAUUAGAACAAGCUUACAAAAUCAACAGUGCAUUGCUUCAAAAGCUCAGAGGGUUUAGACAUGUACCAAAACAACCUUAUUUGACUCGUAACUGCUCGAGUUUUCAGUUAAACUCGAUACAAAGCAGGUGCUAUGAUUAGAAAAGCUGGUUAUGUUUUUUGUUUGUUUGUUUGUUUUUUCCAGACUGUUAACUAGCACUGGCUAUUGCCCAUAUGUGCAGUUCUGCAAAGUUUUAUUUGCAGUCAGGUUUGAAUAUGUUGUGAUUCUCAUUGGGAGUCUUUUGUGUUCAGACCACAGCUGUCCCACCAUGAUAUCCAGCACAUUUCUUAUAUAUAUAGGUAUAUCUAUUAAGAAAAAAAUAAAUUAAAAAAAAGUUUUUCACAAAAAAAAUGAAAAAGAAAAAAACACUCGCCUUCCCACUUUGACAUACGUAAAACCCAGCAUGCUUCUUUUGGUACUCUUGACUGUUGUUGUGUAAAAAAUUUAUAAAUAAACAAACAAAAAAAGUAAAACUAAAAAAAAAAAAAGAUGUGGAACAAAAACUGUUAAUUGUCUGUUUAUGGUGUAGUCAAAUAUAAAUUUUAAUAUAGCUUAUGAGAAAAGACUGCUUUUUUACCUGACAUAAUUUGGAGCCCUUUGUUGCAGUGACUAAAAGCAAAAUGAUGUUUACAAAAACUGAGACAGAGGAGCUGAAGCAAUAGACAACAGCGUGUUCAGUAUCGUUUGCACAACCUGUACCGACUCCGUAACGUAUAAAUGCAUCUCAUCGAUACCUUUAAACUCAAAUGUUUGCUUUAUGUCACGCUCGGAUCAUCUUAUUGACCAAAUACACUUUAUUCUGCAUAAAACUAAAUAUUUCCUUAAAACACCAGUAGUGUUUUUUUUUUUUUGUUUUUUAUCUCUGGACUUUUAUAGACUCAGCUUGAGCAAUAAGCCAUGGGCCCUCGAUGUCCAAGUAUACUGCAAUGAAAAUAAACAUGUUGCUCCAGCUCCGCUUGAAACAUCCUUCUAUAACCAGUGUUUCAUGUCUUAUUCAGACAAGUUAUGGCACAAAAGGACAUGAGACACUGUAAUCUAUUAUAGAUGUCAGAAAUCCUCUCUCUCAGUGUUUGAAUAUUAUUGUUGCUUCACACUUAUCAGUAUUAUUCAGUUACGAUUUCCACCACAAAGCAUUUUCUUGUAUCUGUUUCAAUAGUUUGUAUUGGUUGUAGACUCUCCAUUGUUAUGAGGUGAACUCAUGUAUAUAUUCAAUGGAACUCCACAUUAUUCAGUUCUCUUGCAGAAUAAAGAAAAUAUUUUGUUCAAAA